AUGAACAAAGACAAGACAGCAACUCCAGUUACUUUCUGGUUAGGUUUCUUCACUGUUUCAGUUAGUUACUCUCAUAUCAUUAAGUUUUCGGUUCGGUCCAAAACUUUUGAUAAACCAAGUCACUUUAAGAUGGCUGUGAUUUCUCGUCAUCGCUUUAGUUACAUAAGACUACUCGUCUUCCCUCUCAUUGACUCCUACCAAAAUAUCUUCAACCGUUAUUCUUCCCCAUCUCUUUCAACCGCUUGCAAAAUGGUGCUUGAGAGCUCUGUUGCUCUGUCACCUAGAAGGAGACACGGAUUGUUACGAGAUCAAGUUCAGCUUAUCAAAAGAAAAGACUCUGGAAGAUACGAGAUUGUUCCUAUUGAGGAUCCUUUGUCUUUUGAGAAAGGCUUCUACGCUGUGAUCCGUGCUUGUCAGCUGUUGGCUCAGAAGAACGAUGGGCUUAUCUUGGUUGGUUUAGCUGGUCCUUCUGGAGCUGGGAAGACUGUUUUUACUGAGAAGAUUCUUAACUUUAUGCCUAGUAUUGCUAUUAUAAAUAUGGAUAAUUAUAAUGAUGGGAGUCGUGUGAUUGAUGGGAACUUUGAUGAUCCAAGGUUGACUGAUUAUGAUACACUUCUUGAUAAUUUACAUGGGUUAAAGGAUGGGAAGUCUGUUCAGGUUCCAUUAUAUGACUUCAAGUCAAGUUCCAGAAUUGGUUACAGAACGCUUGAAGUGCCUAGCUCUCGCAUUGUUAUUCUUGAAGGCAUAUACGCUUUGAGUGAGAAGCUAAGGCCGUUUCUAGACCUUCGUGUCUCUGUCACUGGUGGAGUGCAUUUUGAUCUUGUCAAGCGUGUUUUGCGUGACAUUCAACGUGCUGGUCAGGAGCCUGAAGAAAUCAUUCAUCAGAUAUCUGAGACGGUUUAUCCUAUGUACAAGGCGUUUAUUGAACCAGACUUGAAGACAGCUCAUAUCAAGAUCCAAAACAAGUUUAACCCCUUCAGUGGCUUUCAGAAUCCAACAUAUAUUCUAAAGGUUACAACGUUAUUAUUUCUAAAAUGUGUAUAUUGUGGCGCUCUUAUGUUAUCUGCAACUGAAAGUACUAUAUUAGUGAGUUUUGUUAUCUUAUUGUUUAGUCAACGAAGGCUGUAA
Molecule: messenger RNA, 1128 nt
Organism: Eruca vesicaria subsp. sativa (arugula)
Lineage: Eukaryota; Viridiplantae; Streptophyta; Magnoliopsida; Brassicales; Brassicaceae
Source: the annotation of a GenBank genome assembly